AAUUUCCACCCCACUACGAAAAUUCUUUGUGUUUCUGGAUUUAAUAGUCUCUUUCUCUCUCUAUCUCGAUAUAUGUACAUAACUGUACUAAACGCUAUAAUACUAGUGCUGCCAAAUCUGCGUCUUAUUUACGAAGUUUACUACGGAAUACGAUAUUCAAAGAGAAAUGGAUAAAAACGUAUAACAGAACUUAUUUCUAAGUUGUAUUACUAUAUAUGAAUUUCCGUUUAAUACGAUGCGACCAUCCAUUGAGAUAUAUUUUUAAAUAUAAAUUGAACCGUGUUCAACUAAAAUAUGGGUGUGGGAUACGGGAAAGUCUGAUACAAAAAUGCCUCUAUCGGAGAUCCUUAACAUUAAUUGACACCGAAUUACUUUCCAAAAGCAAUAAUGAUAUAGAUCGCGUGGAAUAUGUAAAAUAUAAUCUGCUCGACUAAAAUAAAGGAAAGUACCAUUUCUGUUUAUUAUUCAAAUGUAUAGGAAGUCAUCAACUUCAUUCACCGAAGAAACGAUUCAUUGAGAAACACCGAAAAAAAACGCAAAAUAUUAGUAACUCUUCCAUCUUAGCUUUUUUAUACUUCAUGAUCAAUUUGAAAAGGUAGCUGCUUUCACCUCGGUACUGUGUCGUCGGAGUGUUAAAUAUUGAAAAAUAAAUGUUACAGUUCUAGUUCCUUUGAAUAAACUAAGGCACAAAAUGGCUCCAGUGCCUUUGGAGGGUCAUCAAACUCCUGUUACCAAUAACAUCCCACAGGAAGGAAAUCGUGGUGGUUCCAUUUCUCUUGGCAUACUUAUCGAUUUCAUUAUUCAACGCACUUAUCAUGAACUUACGGUUUUGGCUGAAUUAUUACCAAGAAAAACUGACAUGGAACGAAAGAUAGAGAUUUACAAUUUCUCGGCUAGAACUAGGCAACUUUAUGUACGAUUACUUGCAUUGGUUAAAUGGGCAAACAGUGCUUCCAAAGUUGACAAAUCUGCGCAUAUAAUGGCCUUUUUGGAUAAGCAGUCACUGUUGUUUGUCGAUACAGCUGAUAUGUUGGCACGUAUGGCUCGAGAAACACUAGUUCAUGCUAGGUUACCUAAUUUCCAUAUUCCUGCAGCAGUGGAAGUUCUAACAACUGGAACAUACAGUCGUUUACCAGCAUGCAUAAGAGAAAGGAUUGUCCCUCCAGAUCCAAUUACACCUGCAGAAAAAAGGAGUACACUUCAAAGACUAAAUCAAGUUAUUCAACAUAGAUUAGUAACGGGAAAUCUACUUCCACAGAUGCGGAAUUUAAAAAUUGAAGCUGGAAGAGUAACAUUUCUUGUAGAACAAGAAUUUUCAGUGUCGCUUACGGUUAUGGGAGAUGGACCAUCUGUACCUUGGCGGUUAUUGGAAUUGGAGAUUUUAGUUUCAGAUAGGGAAACGGGAGAUGGCAAAGCUUUAGUUCAUCCUUUGCAAACGCGAUAUGUGCAUCAAGUGGUUCAAUCAAGAUUGGCAGAAAGUACAAAUCCAUUAUCUGAAGUUUAUCACAUAUUACAUUAUUUUUGCCAGUCGCUUCAAUUAGAAGUAUUGUACUCUCAAACGUUACGAUUAAUACGAGAUAGAUUAGAUGAUCACAUUCACGUGGAUGAGUACACACCAGGGAAAUGUCUGUCUGUGUCAUAUUGGAGAGAGUUAACUAGUAAAGAUCCUAGAUCAGAAUUAGGAUAUAAGCUUACGGUGCAAGUGGAUCAGCAUGAUCCAGCUAGAUCACUUGCUAUAGUACAUGUUCCAUCGUUAGGUAGCAAAGAGAGUGAAAUAGCAGACAGAGCGAUCAGAUCAGACCAGUUAGCAAUGGAAUGUUUAUUGGUGCAUACAAUUUAUGUGCGCACUAGAAGUAGGUUAUUAGAUUUGAAACAAGAAUUGCAAUCAAUGUUAAAAGAUGUUGAGUGUACUCUAGCUGGUUCACCUGCUAUUCUGUCUGUUCCCAUUUUGCAACCUUGCUUGAGAGCCGAGCAUCUUUUAGUUACCGUUGAUACUCAUACUGGAAUGUUGCAAUGUCAUGUGCCACAGUAUGACGCACCUCUGGUUCCUGAAUUGACUGCUACUUUAAAUGGCGAUCAUUCUCGAUUACCGACCUUAAUAUCAGAACUCAGAUUCUGGAUAACACAAAGAAGAUGCGAAAAGACACUGCAACAUCUUCCAGCAACUUCUCACGAACGAUUGCCAAUCCUUCAUCAUCCUGAACAUCCAAUGUCAAAAAUUAGCAGACAUCGUAUGUUCGUUCAAUUACAUCGGCAUCCCACAGUGAUUUUAAUAGUGGCAUUUAAAGAGAAAGAAAGUUCACCGUGCGAAAUAGAAUGCUCAUUUUACCUUGCUGUAGUGAAACAUAGUUCCGUGGAGGACGAUCCUCACGACGACAGUAUCGAAACGGAGAUUCCAAAAAUGUAUUUGAAAGUUCAAACUUUAAUCGAGUUCGAUACUUUCGUCAUAACUCAUGGCCCUUUCACCAGUGUUGAUAACGAAGCUACCGAAGUAAACUCUAACAAACGCAGAAGCACAGGACCUAGUGGAAGGACCGACGCAAGCACUACGUUACAGAACAGACGAUCUAAGCAGCCUGCAUACUUUAUUCCGGAGUUAGCACACGUAGUCGCCCUUUGCGAUGAGAGAAUACCCUUUGUAACGUUGGCUCAAGAGUUAACUAAAAGAGAUAUAGCACAUCAGGGAUUACAAGUAGAAGCAAAUGCUACUGCGUUAGUUCUGAAAUUGGUUCAACUACCUGCUCCGUCUACUAUAAUUGGUUCUAGUUGCUCUUGGCAAGCACUUUUUAAAAGAUUGCUCAGCGUAUCGAUUAGAGUUCAAGGUAAAGGCAUGGCCAAAACUUGGAUGGCUGAAUUCGUAUUUCACGGCAGUCCUUUGUCUAGUAAUCAUCCAAAGGAACAAGGUCUUCGGAGACCGGUAUAUUUUCAGUACGAAAUGGGAACAGCGGAUACUAUGUCACGUACAGUGGACGCACUGCUUAACGAUUGGGCACAAAUUGUACACCUCUAUUCGUUGGUUCAUGAUUUAGCAGAAUACUUUAAAAUGGAGAAAUACAACCUGCGCAACAUGGUUAGUAUAAAAUCAUACAACUACAGUAAAUUAGUCCUGGCGUAUGGUGCUAAUCGUGGAGCAACUGUUACCAUACAAUGGAACACAAACGAUAAAGCGUUCAAACUGAUUUUUGGAAAGAGUCCAACAAGCACUGUAGCUAAUGCGCAUUCCAUUAUGAAGGAACAGCUUGAAGCUCAUUUAAAUAGGCACAGAAAUUUAGCACAACUUAUACAUAUUCUCCAUGAAACACUUCAGCCACUUACAUCUAUUAGCAAACUACCUAUGAUUCCACAACUUUGUGUUUACAAUUUGCGACCUCAAAUACCAGUACAAACUUUUACUAUUAUGCCGCAGUGUGUAACCCUAGUGAGAAUUGCAUAUCAGGGAAUGUACUGUUUAGAGCUGCGGUUACGUGGAGGUGGUUUGAUAAGCCUCAGGGAUGGAGCUUACAGUCGCUUCGAUAGGAGUUACGUCGUCGACGAAUUUACACCAACGCAAGGACUGAAGGCCUUUUUGUCUAAAUACGUAGACGAAAGUGCAGUUUUCCGUAGAAGGUCUCAGUCAGAAGAUGACAAUCCUCCUUCUCCUGUAACGAUGGACAGCGACGGUGGCAGUGGAAGUGGAAAUGUAGGUUUCCUGAGUCAUCAUAGAAGUGGCCCACAAUCACCUGCACAGCAAAGGGAUGGAUUAAGGUUUCAUCCGCCACUCACUCCACCUUCUGGCAGCAAUCCUCAUACGCCAGCUAGCCCGCAUACUACCAAUAUAUCACAGACGAAUCAGCAUCAGAGUUUUGGUAGCAGUCCGGCUACUUCCUUCAAUCUGGCUUCACCGCCGUCUCUUCCACCCAAUACACCCAAUAUGCUACCACAUCCCUCACCUGGCUCUGGAUUGGUUGCCAACAGCCCUUUGAAUCCAAUGCACGUCCCUAGUCCGGCUGGCUUGAUGCCUACGUCUUCACCAGGACCAUGCAGUAAUGUUCAGGUUGGGCAUUCUCCUGCAGGAUCCUUUAUGCAAACUGGGCACAUAGACGGAAGUCCUUUCCCAUCUUCACAAAGUAUGGCUUCGCCGGCAGCAUCCAAUUGGCCAGGUUCUCCCAACGUGCCAAGGCCGUCUCCAGCACGUCCAGCACAGAGUCCAGGACAUGCCGCGCUACAUAGUCCUCAAGCAUCGGAUCAUAAAACGGGAACGCAUAUUUCAAGAGUACUUCCGCAACGUUCGUGGGCCGGCGCGGUACCUACGUUACUUACUCAUGAAGCUCUGGAAUUACUUUGUUGCCCCUCUCCGCACCCUUCUGGACUUCCUGGUCCAGAUCUCUCUCCGUUAGAAAGAUUCCUAGGAUGUAUUUACAUGCGUAGACAGUUCCAACGCUUCAUACAGACAGACGAUUGUCUGACAGCAAUCAACAGUACAGAGCCAGGAGUAGUACAGUUCAAAGUAGAGAGCCUUCAAUGUCGAGUUGGUUUAAAUCCGCAGCACUUGCAGUCGCUUCACAUAAAAGUACAGCCUCUUCCGGAACAUAAAGAUCAGUGGACUCUCGAAGAACUACAAAUUAUAGAAAAAUUCUUUGAUACACGAGCAGCAGCUCCACCAUACAAACCGAAUACCCUUUCCGCAUUCGGUAGAAUGUUGAACGUUCCGUUUAAUGUCCUUAAAGACUUUGUACAAAUAAUGAAACUGGAAUUGGUUCCUGGGUUGGUGCAACAACAACAACUCAAAUGGAACGUACAGUGGUGUUUGAGGAUUCCUCCUUCGAGUACUCCGAUUGUACCCACUGGUAUGGCAGCUGUGAUUGUUUGUAGAAAUAAAAUCCUCUUCUUUUUGCAAAUAACAAGGAUCGGGUUACCGUAUCAGGGAGAGACACCUUCGUUAAUUUUACCGUUAGUUUAUGAUGUUAGUACAAAUCUAACACAAUUGGCAGAGAAAAGAGAUCCUAGUCCUGCUUCCGCCAUGGCUGCAGCAUCGCUCCAGUUGAAAAGAUUUGCUGAAUACGGUGCAAACCAAUCCGAAUGUUCUCUUUUUCCUGCUGUAAGAGACUUAUUAGCUAAUUUAACUCUUCCAUCGGAACCACCAGUUAUGCCUCAGGUGGUUCCGUCACCAGCAGGUGGACAGGUAACCCCGACUCAACAGAUCCAAAGUCCUGCAAUGCAGUUACAUUCUCCUAUGGCUGGAAACCAAGGUCCUCCGCAGGGUCCAUAUGGAAUUCAGGGUAUGCCACCAAUGGGAAUAAUGGGUGGCCCACCUCAAUAGGACCUACUUUACUCUCCUAGUCCCCUUUGUCUACCAAAUCAGACAACAUGGAUCAACUGAGUUGAAUCGCAAUAAUGUCCGUUUCGUAAGUUAGAUUUUACGGACUAAUCUGGGGAAUUUUAGGAGAGAAAAUUCAAAGAAAAAUGUUCUACGCGAAACCAGAUUGUGAACAUUACAGUUGUAAAAAGUAGUUUAGCUAACAGUUUGUUUAUAACGACUUGUACACAUAACAGGAAUAGCGUUUAAGGAUAAUCGAAGGACAAUUGAAGGAUAGAAGGAUCGAUGGAUUCGUUGAAACUGUAAUUUAUGCAAUUAAUAAAUUUACAUUUAAAGUAAUCCAUCUAUCCUUCGAUUAUCGAAUAUUAUUCGCGUACACUUAUUGCGCACUUUACUUUAACAUUAGAAUGAUCGCAAGAAAUCUUAUGAUGUAUAUUUUUUCAGAGUACAAAUUUUACAUUACACGAGUAAAUAGAUAUUUUAAAAUUUAUUAGACAUGUAGGCAUUCAUUUAAUUACAUGUCGUCAUGUAAUUGAUCUUCUUUAUUUUUAUCUUCUUGAUCACGAUUUCACGCGUUUAAUUUUAUUCUUUUGAAUGCUUACGACCAAAAUUUUUUAAUUCAAUGAAUUCCAGCAAUUUAUAUCUAUGAUAAACUAGAAAAUAUUUUUGUAUUAUAAGUAACAACUGUGAUACUAGGUGAGGUGUAAAGUAAAUAAAUUCUAUAACUACACUUGAAA
Molecule: messenger RNA, 6033 nt
Organism: Nomia melanderi (Alkali bee)
Lineage: Eukaryota; Metazoa; Arthropoda; Insecta; Hymenoptera; Halictidae
Gene: MED14
Product: mediator complex subunit 14
Biological process (GO): regulation of transcription by RNA polymerase II
Cellular component (GO): core mediator complex; mediator complex
Molecular function (GO): transcription coregulator activity
Source: RefSeq, a predicted model, not a curated record